CGUACCGAUGACGUUUUUUUUCAGUGAUCCACUGCUCCGGAAGUACUCUCGCUUGACCUAUCCGGGACUUUCCGCCGUUCUUUUGUGUCCCCUUCUCCUAACCAAACGAGCUCCUUCAAAGUAUUCUCAUCGGAAUGUGACAAAAUACGACUGAGGAAGGCCAACGUAAUCAAAAACAUCAAGCCAAAGAGUAGAGACGUGGAUGACGAGGAGAGGAAAUCCAGGCCACGACGAGCGACUGAAACACAAAAUGAGGUGUCCUGCAGACGUCACUAUUAAAGAGCUUCACCCUCAGAAACAAGAUCCCCUCCACGUUAAACAGGAGGAGUCGGAGACACCGUGCAUCAAACAGGAGGCGGAGCCAGAGACUCCCAGCAUUAAAGAAGAACACGAAGAUGAAAUCCCCAAGUUUCCAAUGACUGUCAGUGUGAAGAGUGAAGACGACGAAGGACCGAAACCUUUGAGUGACAGCUCAUUUCAACACCUGACAACAAAAGGAGAGGGACGAUCGCAACAUGACGGUUUGUUAGCACCACUCUCGGACAGUGACGUCGAAACGUCACACUCUUCUGAUUUUAACACUGAUGAAGACGAUAAAGACUUUGACCCAAAUGCAUCAAAAUCCUUAAAUAAGUCAUUGAAAAGAGACACAAAAGCGGUUGGGAAACCUUUUACCUGUUCACUUUGUGAUAAAACAUUUUCUUGGAAACAUCACUUAAAAAGACACAUGCAUACACACACCGGGGAGAAGCCUUUCGUCUGCACGUCUUGUGGUAAACGAUUUGCUGAGAAGGGAAGUUUAAAAAAACAUACAAUGACACACACUGGAGAAAAACCUUUUCCCUGCGCAAUUUGCCAUAAAAGAUUCUCGCGGAAAGCACUACUAAACCGUCACAUUAAAACACACACUGGAGAGAAGCGUUUUGUCUGCUCACUUUGUGAUAAAAAAUACUUAACAAAGGCAGAGUUAAGCAUUCACAUAAGAACACACAAUGGAGGGAAGCCUUUUGCCUGCUCUCUUUGCCAUAAAAGAUUUCGUCGUAAGCAGCAGAUAACAAUACACAUGCGUACACACACCGGGGAGAAGCCCUUUGUCUGCACAUUUUGUGGUAAACAAUUUGCCGAGAAGGGAAGUUUAAAUAAACACACAAUGACACACACUGGAGAAAAGCCAUUUUCCUGCUCUGUUUGCCAAAAAAGAUUCUCUCUGAAAAUACUACUAAACUCUCACACAAGAACACACACUGGAGAAAAGCCUUUUGUCUGCACAGCUUGUGGUAAACGAUUCACUGAGAAGGGAAGUUUAAACAAACACACAAAGACGCACACUGGGGAGAAGCCUUUUGUAUGCACUUUUUGUGGUAAACAAUUCGCUGAGAAAGGAAGUUUAAACAAACACAAAAUGACACACACUGGAGAAAAGCCAUUUUCCUGCUCUGUUUGUCAAAAACGAUUCUCUCUGAAAAUAUUACUAAAUUCUCACACUCGAACACACACUGGAGAAACCCCUUUUGUCUGCACAGCUUGUGGUAAACGAUUCACUGAGAAGGGAAGUUUAAACAGGCACACAAGAACACACAAUGAAGAGAAGCCUUUCACCUGCUCUCUUUGCGAUAAAAGAUACACCCGGAAGGAAUAUUUAAACAAUCACGCCAAAAUACACACCUAAUUUAACCCUUUAAGGUCUGGGCCUAUUUUGUCUGAUUUUGCAUGCCUUUGAAGUUGCCUUUAUAUUUCAAAGAAAGAAUUGGUUACGAUGGCCUGGUUUGGUCCCUUUUUUUGUGACACCUUGAACUUCAUGUCCAAACUGUUGUUUCCUUCACUGACCAAUUGUAAAUCAUCAUUUUGGGCCCCAAAAGACCAAAAAUUCCAAAAUCGUUUUGUCAAAAUUUUUAAUAUUGAUGUCCAAUUGACAACCAAACAUGCGUAACGAACCGUUUUGAAACUUUGUAAUAUUUAUUCAACAUGUUAGGAUGAACAUUCAACCAAAAAAAUUUAGAAUAAAUAGUCUUAUAUUUGACAAUUCAACAUAAACAACAGGUAUAGCCAUAGGCGUUUUUUGCCUGUAUACAUGCUCUAGUCAAAACAGGUUAUAUACAGCAGACCGAACAGUGAAGAACAGUGAAAAUAUAUACCAUCUAACACAAAAAGUGUUUAGAGGCCAUCUCUUUAUGAGUUUAGGUAUUGCGGCCCGUCACCUGAUGAAAACUAUGUACACACAAUCAAGCUUCUUAAACACACAUUUAUAUACACAAAUUGAGAAGACUGAUUGUGGGGAAAAAAAUAUGUAUAUAACAUUGGGGAAAAAAGUAUAUUCAAAAAUAUUUACAAUAAACAAGUUAAAAUUUUUUCAGGCAUGCCACUCCGAAAAGCAGUUUCGUUCUGGAAUUAGACACAGGGCUACAUCACACAGCCCACACUUCCAUGGGGUGUCGGUCCUCUUUCCACCCUUCCAUUUUCAUUUCACUUUACUUUCAUUGUCACUAUAAAUGUACAUGAAGAAAAAAGUCAGUAUUUAUGAAAAUAAUAAAGUAUAAAAUAAAAAUAUAUACAGCAAUAAAUAAUAAUGGAAAUCUAUAUGUAUGACAAUAGAAAGAAUACCACAGCUGAAUAUGUGCUACAUCCCUAAUCUUCAUAUAGAAAGAAGACCACACAUUAUACUUUGAUCUGAUAUGCACAUUUUAUUAUUAUAUACACAAACACACACUUAUAUUGCAUCAAAAUUAACUUUGUCUUGCAAUAUCAAAAGAAACUUUCAAAAGAAACUUUUUCAGCAUUAAAAAAAAAGUGAGUUGGCUUACCUCUGCUCGUCGAUGGCGUCACCCACGUGUUCAAAUCCGUCACUAUCUUCACUCAAGGACUCUUCCGAAGAAGACGAUGAUGACGAAUUUGGACCAUCCUCUUCCUCAAGUUGAUCAAAAAGCACAAUUGCUUGCGCUAAAUUUAGUUUUCCGUUCAUUCUCAAAGUCACACAAAGUCGCUCGCUCGCUCGUUUCAAACGGCCGUCGCUCGCCCCCUCGCUGCUUCAGAACACUCCUCCCUCUCGUUCGGUGGAACCUCGCACGGCAGUUAUAUUUAUAUUAAAAAAAAAAAAAAAAACGCAUUUUGUGCUUCCACUGUGACUUCGAAAGGGUUCGUUUGAUUUGUGUUUUUUUCAUGGAGCUUCCGUUUUGAAAAAGGGCAAGAAAUGAUGGAAAUAUAGACAUAAACAAAUGAUCCAUGCAGCGUUUUAAUGUUUUUUUGAGAGGACAAUAAAACUAUAAAACUUAAAUGACAAUAUCUCACGUUUUAGUUGGUCGAUUGACUUCAAAUAACAACGAGAGUAAACCGCAACUUCCGCACUUUAAAAUGAGACCAACCAACGGCAUGUGGGUGACGUAAUUAAAACGUGAGGGUGCUUCAAAGGGUGCGCUGAAGACGCGCCGGCGCGUCCUUCGACUCUCAAGGGUUAAUUACGGCUUAUUGCUUUUCACAAUUUUACUUCUGAAUUAUCGCCAUGUUGAAAUAUAGUGAUCAUGUGAAGAAUGGGCGAAGUUUUUUAAUUGGGAUCAAUCACAUACUGUCCAUAAUUAACUUACGAUUAGUGGCAUUUUUUAAAUGCAAAAAUUAUAUAAUUUGAUUAUUAAAUACACCUACAGGUAGUCCCCAGGUUACGAACAAGUUCCGUUCCUACGCUGGCGACGUAAUCCGGAUUUCCGCGUAAGUCGAAAUUAACCCUUUAAGUACCCCUAAAUUAUCAAAAAACUUCAAAAGUAUUUUGUUUAAUUAUUGAAGAUAUGCUGCCCUCUGCUGGUAGCGUUGGGUCUGGCUGGACUGUCGUCUGUAUGACUGAGCAGACUCAGACUUCUGUCAUGGGUAAAUGUUAGCUUCGUUCUGCUUUGGCCCACCUAAAGCUGUAAGUUGUUUCAGCUAAUAUAUGUUUAUGUAUGCAUUUGUAAUUAAGUUCAGAUCUACAGUUGGUGGUGUUAUGUGUAGGGUUGGGCAUCGAGCAUUAAGCACCGAUGGGACCCGGUUCUAACACUCCAGUUCUCCCGGAAACGCUCGAUUCCAUAUUUCAAUGCCCUGACCGCCGAGCAGGAAAAAAAAUUCUGCCGAAAACCCCAAAGAAAAAGCCACAAAAGCGCGUGUUUGUGCAUUGCAUCUUGAUUACAGACAUGGUCACGGUGGGGCGGUGCUUAAAGAUUAUAACAAAAAAAAGACCAAUAAGCUCAGUAAAACAUUUGCAAUGCAACCAUAUCAUGCAAAGGUGGCUGCACCAUCAAUUAUGCACGAUUUGCUUCAUGGAAUAUAGCCCAGGUGCAAAGCUAGCCGAGUACUACGUAGAUGACACACUGUGCCAUCAGAAUCGGGUAAGUAAAAAAAAUACAUUACGUCUGUCUUCUGCUGUUCCCACGAUCCGACCCCAGAUUAAGCAGUAGUAUGCGAGCAAUAGUAUGAGAAUAAGUCGUAUUAUUACAUCUGGCUAUAGUCGAUAUCAUGUAUAUAGAACUAGAUGCAAAAUGACACUCGACGGCGUUAGAACAUAUAAAGAGCAAUAGAUGCAAAAUGACAGAUUCACUGGCGUUGGUAAAAAGCCGCAAUCUUAAAGCAAUAGACGCCUCCAUUAAAAUCAACAGUAAUAAAAGGAUUUUUGUUUUGGAAUCUGUUGUUGUUUAUUUAGAAAGAAGCAGCUAUAUGAAGCAUUUGAUUACUUUUUUAAUGAACUCUUAGCAGUGAAUACAUAGCAUCACAUCACAAAGUAUCCUAGCCAGACGCUCCCAUCUCUUCUUCUCCACAUUAUACGUACAUACUCCUACAGCGCCACUCACUGGCCUAACUGGUAUUGUCACAACAUGAACAUUGCAUGUGUCUGUAAACACAGCAGAAUCGGAAUUACAAAUCAGGAAAUAUUAGUUUGCCUCAUCUACAUCAAAUUAUAAUCAAUAUAAGAAUUUAUACUAAUGCUUCGUUGUAGCUCCCAGCUAAGGUACAUGUAUGGCAAAAGAAUUUAAGUAAAUGUUUUCUCCGUGAGCUUUUGCAAAAUAAACGUCUUUGUGAAAGUGCACUCCUGUGGAAAGAAACUUCAUCACAUUUGAGUUCAAAGACCGAUAUACAGGUUAAAAAUAACCCUGUGACAAGUUCAUAUAAUUUAUAAUUUAAUAUUGAUUGUAUUAAUAAAUAAUCAUAAAUAAUAAUACAUCUUAAAUUCAUAUAAAUAAUCAUACAUUUUCAUAUAAUUAAAAAAAAUCGAAGUUAAGACAUUAAUAUUAACUAAUACAUUUUUAAACUAGAGAUUUUUUGACCCUGCCUUUUUUUUUUUUUUUUUUUUUUGACCCUGCCUCUUAAAAGAAUCUGAAUCGAAAAUUAUUCGGAACCGGAAUUGAAACCUGGAAUCGGAAUCGUUCAAUUUCAAACGAUGCCCAACCCCAGUUACGUGUGAGUGAUUUGAUAUGAGAGUAGCGUACCGCACGUAACACGUCACCUUUGCUCAUCAAUAUCAGGAUCGUUAUCAGGCUCCUGAAGCGCUUGCUGAUGAGCUGAUCAUUUGAUACAGGUGUGUUAAAGGAGGGAGACAUGGAAAACAAGCUGGAUUGGGGCUCUCGAGGACCGGACUUGGAGACCCCUGAUUCACAGUUAACUGUAUCUGUGCGUCGCAGUAAUAAAUG
Messenger RNA from Corythoichthys intestinalis (scribbled pipefish), 5645 nucleotides. RefSeq names its product gastrula zinc finger protein XlCGF57.1-like. Gene Ontology annotation, biological process: regulation of transcription by RNA polymerase II. Lineage: Eukaryota; Metazoa; Chordata; Actinopteri; Syngnathiformes; Syngnathidae. The transcript is spliced from 3 exons. Gene Ontology annotation, molecular function: DNA-binding transcription factor activity; RNA polymerase II cis-regulatory region sequence-specific DNA binding. The record is from RefSeq and is a predicted model, not a curated record. Bases 203 to 1669 code for a protein of 488 amino acids.